UUAUGCGUAUUGAUUUUUCACAUAGAUUUUUGCAAUCAGCGGAGGCAGAUAGACGCUAUUUGCUGGCACAUAAACCUAAUGAGUAUAUUUACAAGACAUAUUAAUCUUACAUUCACAUUUCAUAACUAUAAGGCACAUAAAACCCGAUCCUAUAACAAUACGCACAUAUAACUUAUUAGCUAAUACCCAUCGCGCGCUGCUGUGAUUUUCAACAAAAUAGGAAAAUACAAUUUGUUCCAAAGCGCCAUCUGGCGGGCAGAUAAUGUCCAACUAAUAGCAAACAAACACGCCCCAUAAUAAAUACCUCUAUAAAUCACAUACAUACAAACUUUGACUUUUAUAUAGAUAGAUAGAUAGAUAGAUAGAUGUGUGCGUGUACAUAUUUUAUACAGUUGACACAUAGAAGGUAUGUGUGCGCGUGAUAACAUUAGCAUUUCAUCUUCAUAUGGAUUUUAAGUGGUUUGAAGCAAAUAUAAUUAACGUUUGGAUUUUUUUCAGUGUAUGUAUGCAAUUAAAAGAACCUUUUUUCAAGAUUUGCAGUACCGAUCUUAACCAAUUUGAAGGUUACCAUCCGUGCAUCUACUUUCUACGGAUUCUGUUAUUUAUUUGUUAAUAUUGGCGUUAGCACUCCAAGCACUAAACCCAAAAAGGUUAUGUUGAGCACUAGUUCUAAAAAUUAGUCGUUCAGCUAAUUUUUAAUUGCUUUGGUGAUUGACAUCGUAUUCAUUUUUACUUAGACGUUUGACUUCAGCAUUUCAUUUUUGUUUCUCUCUUAAGCUACCAGUACAACUACACUGUAAAUAAUCUACACUUUUUACAUUUCUUACUAAAGAAAUGUAUAGGAUUCGCUCAACCUUUGAAAACUUUUCCGAGGCCCGGAGGGCCGAGUUUCAUAUACCAAUCGACUCAGCUAGACAAAUUGAGACAAUGUCUGUAUGUGUGUGUUUGUGCGUAUGUAUGUAUGUACAAAAUGUCAUGUAAUUAUCUCAGCAAUGACUGAAACGAUCUCAAUGAAACUAGUUUCAAAUGAACGGCCUAAAGUGACCAUUUGGCACUAUUAUUUUUGUUUUUCGAUAUGUUGUUUACUUUUCGGGAUAUGGGUGAUAUUGUCACAACAAAACGCGUUUUAGACGAAUAUCUUUCAAACAACCCACCACGUUGCGCAAAUUAGACAGGUGUCGAAAGCUUAUGAAAAUACCUUUCGAACAAGCUAUAAUUUGUCAAAAUCCGUUUACGAGCGGCGGAGAUAUUAAACAUUUUGUAUUUUUAUUCCUCGCUUACCAAUUUUCAUUAUCUAAAAAUGAGACCGUUACAUACAGAGUAUUGAUUUACUGGUGUUUUCGGAGCUAAACUAAACCGAUUUUGAAUAUCGAGGUAUGGAAACGCAUCUACGUGAUUCAAGGAAUUCGUUUCUCGAAACUGAAUUACCUCAAUAAUAUAUAAAUUAUCGAUCUUAUUCUGCGCGGCGUGUGACGUGAGGUGACUAAAUUCGCCUCACUUUACUUGACUUUUUUCUCCCGAUUCUGAGAAUUGACUCGAGUGAGGUGAGAUUCCCCUUUGCGGUUAAAUGGACGUCUCACGUCACCCGAAGUGACUCUUCAGAAUUGGGUGAGAAAAGUCACUUAGAGUGAAGUGAGAUUAGUCCUCUCACGUCACACGCCGCGCGGAAUAGGGUCGUAUUUCUCAAAAAUUGAUAUGCAAGUUUUCUUCAAAGACAAAAUAAUGUGUAAGUUGACCUCAUAGUGAAAUUUUUCUAGAGUUUAUGAAUUUAUCCCUUGAAUAAGGCGUUGCGUUCAACCGUAAGGUAGAUGGUAGAGGGUAUAUUAAUUCAUAGAUCAAGUAAUCAAGUAAUCAACCUAGGAGUGAGAUAAAAGAUUUCUCAUAUAAUUAUCCGUCCGUAUUGAUAGCACUUGAUCCAUAUAAAUGACACAAAUAACUGAAAGCUGUAAUAUUAAUACAUUGUUUUUUGAUGGAUAAAAUAAAGUGUGACAUCUGAUUAUUCAACACAUAAAAGAAAGGUAUAAGAACGGCUCAAAUUUUGAAGAAUUUUUACGAAGUCCGAGGGGGAAUUCUCACACACAAAUUGAGACAAUGUUUAAGUGUAUUACACUAGCUUACAAAUUUUGGGUUAAUUGUAUGAAGUUAAGAAAAAAGGUGUUUUCUAAGUCAAUUUUGGGUCGCUGAGCAUGAAAAUCAUAUCCAUUUUCUUUUUCAAAGAACCGUUUUUGGUCAAUAUCUCAGGAACAAAUCUUCCGGGGGGGAGGGGAGGAGUUGCUUCUCUAAUCUUCCGGUCAUCACAUCGCAUGCUUUGGUAUUUGUAGAGUUAGGAUGAAAUAACUCUGACGUCGAGACGAGCAGUCUACCAGCAGAGCAGCAGUCCACCAGCAGAACAGAAGUCCUCCCGCAGAGCAGAGCAGCGUUCUACCAGCAGAGCAGCAGUCCACUAGCAGAGCAGUAGCCUACCAGCAGAGUAGCGGUCUAUCAGCAAAGCAGAAAUAACAACCGUUGCCUAGCAGCAGCAACGAGAGGUUCGAAUGCGCUUAUAAAACCAAGGGUCCUUUUGGUUUUGGACUCAUUCGAUACUCGGACGUCAAGGAAAGCAGUCCACUAGCAGAACAGCAGUCCACCAGUAGAGCAGCAGUCCACUAGCAGAGCAGCAGUCCACCAGCAGAGCAGGAGCUUACCAGCAGAGCAACGGUGCAGCGGUCUACAAGCAAUAACAACCGUUGCCUAGCAGCAACGUGCUAACAAAAGCAGGUGGCUUUUUCGGACAUCAUAACGAGCAGCCAACCAUGGAGCUCAACAAUUAUGUUCAAGCACCAAGCGAAAAUCACGACAAUGGCGCAGGCGGUACGACACAUGACGAACCAAGAAGGUAAGUUACCAUGAUGUGCUAAAAAAAGUGUUGGCCAAUUUCGCACUUACAAAGCUUCUGAUGAGAAGGCAGAGCUACAGAAAACUAUACUGCACAUGUCGUCGCUGUUGUGCUAUCUUAUGACAAACGCCAUUUUGGGGUAAACUGAGUUAGAUAUGCAACAUCACUAAUCUGAAAAUUCUCUACAAAAUGGCGUUUUCGGAAUUUUGAAAUUUUGCUUGGUUACUGAGGUAUAUCGAAAAAAGUGAUGAGAAAUUGUCAGAUUUUUGCUUUAAAUCACUGUAUCACUGGGAUUCGCUUAAGUAAUGUAGAAGUUUUAGAUGUUUUUAUAUGUAAAAAUGUCUGAGGAACACAAUGGCAUAAUAAUUUUCAAAAUACAAAUGCAUGUAUUGUUAGAAAUAUGCAGUUUUAUUUUUAAAUUGGCAAUAUUUCAUGUUUGGCAACACUGUAAUUAAAAAUUACUAUUUUUUCUAGAUCGCUUGCUCGAUUUCCUUCAAAAUUCAUCUCAUCGAUUGUUUCUAGGCCGAAUAAAGCCGAAGAUAUUAAUAAAAGUUAAUAAUUGAUGCUUUUUUUCUAUGGGAAAUUUUCCAUGCACAAUUAUGACACGCCAUACAAAUUUUGUCAUCAAUACACGCCUACGACACGUGUGAGUGCGACUUUUGUUUACAUUUAUAGUGAAAACUCGCAACAUAGUCAACCGAACUUUGUGAUAUUUAAGAGUUUCAUACAGAAUAGAUAGAAGCAUUAAUUGUCUUCUUUGAAUUGUUUUUACCAUUUAUAAGUUUCAAGAUAUUCAAUCUCAAAUUUUAAAAAUCGUUUUUCUCGAAAUGUGCUAAAUGGCGCUUGUCAUAAGAUAGCACAACAGCGACGAUGUACCUCCGAUGUGUAGGCGGAAAGUACUCAUUUUUAUUUAAAUAACGAAACAUUGAAACGUGAUUGUUGAUUGCAAUUUAGAACUCUAGUCAGAGUAUGUUCGCCAAUUAUUUUUUUCGUAUGAACUAUGGAAUUUUUAUAGCAACUACUCUGAUUUGGUUAAAAAAAGGAAAUCAGCAUAAAUAAGACUUCGAUGAGAAGGCGGAAGCUUGAUUAAUUAAAAAACCCUCAGAAUAAUUAUGAAAAUAAGACCGAAAUUUAAUAGAAAAUUUUCGGUAUCCUCAACAGGAAGUCCAAGAAAGGAAGUACGAAAAAGAUGCUUCUGGACGAAUUAGCUGCAUUAAGGCAGGAGUUGGCUCGAACUCGGAAUGAAAAAGAUGCAUUGUUGAAUACUUUGGCGGUUUCGGAUGCACCCAACGCGUUUGACCCUAUAAGAUGCAGUACUGUACGUGACGAGUCAACUGGAAACGUCGAAGGAACACUAAUUGCAAGUGUUAACAAUAUGUCGCUGAGUACGAUGAACAUCACUGAAUGUAAACCUACAGAGGGUGAAGCGGAAAUUGACAAAAAGGGCUACGCAUAUUGGCAGAACAUUCUUGUUGCUUCCUUGAAUUUGAUUCAAGCAACUGACGAAAACACUAAAAUGGAUGUUUUCAGAAUUAAAGCAGGGCCACAGCUUUUAGAACUACUGCAAGGAAUCAAGUCGACAACAGAAAUGCCUGAUGAGAACAUGUGUCCGUUUUCUAACGCGCUUGCUCGGUUGGACGGCUAUUUUGGGUCUAGAGCAUAUAUGCUUUCCCAAAGAAGUAAAUUGCUGAACACGGCACAGCAAGUAGGAGAAUCAAAUACUCAAUUUGUUCGGCGCGUGGCAGCAUCAGCUAAACUAUGUGGCUACGAUAAGGAGGAUGACGAAAUGGAAGCAGUAGCACGUACGAUGAUCAAAAGCUCUAACGACAAACGCGUUCGGACUCUCGCGCAUCGAAACUGGAUCAAACAUGGGUCAUUAAAUGAUCUAAUUGAUCUGGUUCGAGAUUAUGAAACAGAGAUAUCAAACGAAGAAGAAUCUCAAAAAAUACAAAAGUCACAAGGAUCAGUUUCGAUAGCAGCUAUCUCAAGUAACACAGAAGAUCGCGGGAUUUUUCGGAAUACAUUGGGUAAAUUCAAUAGAAAUCGUGGCAGAGGAUCAUAUCAACGUGUCGCAACAUACGCUCGAGAGCAGCCGGGGAAAACUUGAUGGCGUUGUGCCAGCAUUUACCAUAUUCCAACACAAUGCCCAUGCACUGACAAGGUAUGUCGCAAUUGCAACAGACGAGGGCACCUAGCUCGAUGCUGUCUAGUUCGAAAGCAGGUUGGAACAUCUACGAAGCGUGCAGCUGAGCUGGAUGACGAAGCACCACCUCGUAAAAUUGCGGCUAUCAAGCACGAAGAAGAAAAAAAUGAUAUAGCGCCAGUAGAUGUAAGUGAAAUCGAUUAAAAAAAAUUGUUUUUGAAUAUACCCUGUUAAAAAAAGGAGUAAGAUUUCAUAUACAAGUAAUUUGUUCAUUGAAUUGUUUGCCAAACGAGUUUUAUAAGAUUUUCCAACUAAAAAAUAUAAGAAAUAUGUAAUCUACAUCAACUCACGGAGAGUUAAUCGAAAAUGAUAACUGAUAAUAAUAAAAAAAAUAUAUAUAUUACAGGUACGAACCCCAAUUGCUACUAUCCCAGCAGUUAUUGAAAAAGUUGUAUCAGUGAUUAGAAAUCAGCAAACGGAAGAGGAUGCUUUCGUAGUUGCACAUGUAGCUGGUAUGAGGGUCAUAUUUUUCUUUGACUCUGGUGCACAAGUUAAUACGAUAACCAAAGCGUCUUUCGAUAAAAUCAUCAAAAACAAAUCAUACUGUAACAAGCUAAUUGAUUUGAGUUACGCGUCCGACAAAUCACUAAGGGCUUAUGCAGCUCAAACCGACAUCAACGUUAUAGCAACAUUUUCGGCAGAGUUGUACGUAUCCAAAGAUAGGCCAGUUUACAUUGAAAAAUUCUUUGUCGUAGAUGAAAAGAGAGCAUUGCUUGGGUUUAGCACUGCCACAAGAUAUAGUAUUCUAGCUGUGGGAUUAAAAAUACCUGUGGCUAAUUCUCAUAACAGUUCCCAUUGGUCAUGCGAACUUGCAGCAAUACAUGCGGUAUACGGCUCGCCAGGGCAAGAGUUCCCCAAAUUCAAUAUACCACCAGUCGUUUUAUAUUAUGACAAAGAUAUGCCACCGGCUAGAAAUAUAUUCACUCACAUCCCAGCUGCAUACAAGGAAUUGACAAAGCGCAAGCUGCACGCUUUGCUUUCUUCUGGCGUAAUAGAGGAGGUUACCACAGAUAUGGACCGCUCAUUCUGUUCAUCACUUUUGGUUGUACGAAAAGGACACGAUGAUAUUCGACUUGUUGUCGAUUUGCGAGGUCCUAAUAAAUGCAUACACAGAACUCCGUUUAAAAUGCCGACAUUUGAGGAAAUAUUAAUGUAUCUCCACGGAGCCAAAUGGUUUUCAACCAUCGACCUCAAGAGCGCAUUUUUCCACGUUGUUCUCGACGAGAGUUGUCGACACCUCACGAAUUUUUUUUCUGGGGAAGCCAUAUAUAGAUGCUGUCGAUUGCCUUUCGGUCUUUGCAAUGCUCCUGAUAUUUUUCAGGAGAUCAUGCAAUCAACAAUCCUAUCGGGAUGCGAAGGAGUUGUUAAUUAUCUUGACGAUAUUCUGAUUGUUGGAAAAACAAGAGAAGAGCACGAUAGAAAUUUAAAAAAUGUUUUAUCCCGGCUACAAGACCAUAACGUCGAAAUAAAUAUGGAUAAAUGCGCAUUUAAUAAGCAAGAUGUACCAUUCCUGGGACUCAGAUUAUCGGAAAAGGGUUGGAGUAUAGAGGAUGACAAGAUUCAAGCAAUAAAACAUUUCAGAAAACCAGAAACCCAAAACGAGGUAAAAAGUUUUUUGGGAUUGAUCAAUUUCAUCGAAAAAUUCCUACCACAGCGUGCCGAUAAAACACGACAUCUCAGAGAGGUUGCAAGAGCUGAUCAUUUCUUUUGGACACGGGAACAGGAUGAAGAAUUCAAAUUUCUUACACAAAGCGCCUGGAAAACGAUCCAAAUAUUGGGUUACUAUAAUAGAGAAGAUGUAACAGAGCUCUUCGUAGAUGCAUCACCAUAUGGACUAGGGGCAGUGCUUGUUCAGUUUGACUCAAACGUGAAACCUAGAGUGAUAGCAUGCGCUUCAAAAGCCCUUUCACCUACCGAGAUGAAAUAUCCACACACACAAAAAGAGGCAUUAGUAAUAGUGUGGGGAGUAGAAAAAUUUGCUACUUAUCUCAUGAGUAUCCAAUUCACCAUAAGAUCUGACGCACAAUCAAAUGAAUUUAUAUUCAGCGGUAUGCACAGAAUUGGAAAGAGGGCAGUUUCGCGUGCUGAGGCGUGGGCGCUCAGAUUGCAACCCUAUAAUUUCAAAGUGGAGCGAAUACCCGGAAAUGAAAAUUUAGCCGACGCAUUAUCUAGAUUGGUACAGAACCCACAGCCAACAGAGUCAUUCGAUGAAACGGCAGAUCGACACCUUCUAUACUUGUUAGAUGCAGGAACUAUGGAUUUCUCCUGGCAUGAAAUAGAAAAAUACGCCGAGGAAGAUGAGGAGCAACUAGAAAUAAGAACAUCCUUGAAAACAGGGCAUUGGAAAAAACAACACCGGUGUUACGAAUCACAAGCAAAGUAUUUACAUACCCUAGGAGAUUUGAUUUUUAAAAUGGAUCGGGUGGUUUUACCAUACAAACUUCGAGAAAAAGCGCUCCAGAUUGCACAUCAAGGCCAUAUGGGAGCUGCAUCUAUGAAAAGGAUUCUGAGAAACUAUUUCUGGUGGCCAAAGCUCAGUAAGGAUACUGAACACCAUAUCAAAUUAUGCGAAACAUGUUUAAGAUUAUCUCGCAAAAAUGCACCGUUACCUUUAACAAGCAGAGAGCUCCCAGAAGGACCGUGGGAAAUAUUACAAGUAGAUUUCUUUGCCGAUCAUGAGUUUGGCCAUGGAGAGUUUCUUGUAGUUGUUGAUACCUACUCCCGCUAUUUGCACGUUGUCGAAUUGAAAAGCAUGGACGCUGAUGCUACUAACCAAGCCCUUUUGCGAAUUUUUGAGGUUUGUGGCUACCCAUUAGCCAUACAAAGUGAUAACGGCCCUCCCUUUCAAAGUGACAAAUUCGUGAAAUCAUGGGAAGAACGAGGAGUGAAGAUUUACAAAUCUAUUCCAUUAAGCGCGCAAUCAAACGGGGCAGUAGAAAGACAAAAUAAGGGUAUAAAAGAUGCCUUAGCAGCAGCAAAACUGGAUAAAAACAACUGGAAAACAGCACUUGAUAAGUAUUUGCACAUGCAUAACAAAGUAAGACCUCUCUCAAGGUUAGGUGUGACACCAUUCGAAUUACUCGUGGGUUGGAAGUUCAGAGGCACGUUCCCCUGUCUCUGGAGUGCAAAUUCAACGGAACAGCUGGAUAGAACCAACAUAAGGGAAAAGGAUGCGUUAUCUAAGCUUGACAGUAAGGUAUACGCAGACAAUAGAAGAGGUGCAAAACCUUCAGACAUCACAGUCGGUGAUACCGUGCUUAUGGCGCAACCAAAAAAGCACAAAUCAGACCCGACUUUUUCUGCUGAUAGGUUCACUGUCAUUGCUAGAGAAGGCGCCAAGGUGAUAAUUCAAAGCAAUCGUGGUGUUCAGUACUCCCGUAAUGUCCAGGAUAUAAAAAGAGUGCCAGAACGUUUGGAAACAACGGAUAACCAACUCUUGAACUACCGAGGGGCAGAUGACAUUAAUUGUCCUGUGUUACAAGAUGAAGAUGAAGACAGUAUUCAAGAAAAUGCGACGACUCGACCGAAAAGAUUGAUCAAGAAACCUGAUAGAUUUAAGGAUAUGGUAUUAUUCACUAUCUUUGAUUAGAGUAGGGGAAGAUAGCAUUGUAGAGUUAGGAUGAAAUAAUAAUAAAACAGCCAAUAUUGUGAUUCCCAAAUAUAACAUAAUUCGUAUUAACUUAGCAAGCUGAA
Topomyia yanbarensis is the source of this 8771-nucleotide messenger RNA. RefSeq lists its product as uncharacterized. Gene Ontology annotation, molecular function: nucleic acid binding. The coding region runs from base 5533 to 8667 and encodes 1044 amino acids. Gene Ontology annotation, biological process: DNA integration. The record is from RefSeq and is a predicted model, not a curated record. The transcript has 2 exons. Lineage: Eukaryota; Metazoa; Arthropoda; Insecta; Diptera; Culicidae.